Messenger RNA from Angiostrongylus costaricensis, 1653 nucleotides. The record is from the annotation of a GenBank genome assembly. NCBI's taxonomy places the organism in Eukaryota, Metazoa, Nematoda, Chromadorea, Rhabditida, Metastrongylidae.
AUUCGAGAUGACUGGAAGUACGUGGCGAUGGUGAUCGACCGUGUUCUGCUGCUUCUCUUCUUUGGCAUCACACUGGGUGGAACACUGGGAAUCAUCUGCUCGGCACCGCAUGUCUUCGACUUUGUCGACCAGGAGAAGGUCUGCCUUUGGGCAGCUGCUCGAACACAUCUCAGACCAUUUCAUUAUCCUCUUUCGAUAAAAUUCGGAGAAUCUGACUACAAAAUGUUCGGUAAACCUAUUCAGAAUUUGCUUGCAGCUUUAACCUCACUGGUGUUGUGCUCGCUUGAUGAAGACCGCCUCGUAGCUGAUCUUUUCAAUGGCUAUAAUUCGCUCGUUCGGCCAGUGCCUAACGUAUCGUCUCCUCCAGUUGAGGUGGCAUUCAGUUUGGCACUGGUUUUGCUCAUCAACGUCGACGAGAAAAACCAAAUUAUGCACACAAAUGUGUGGCCAACCAUGCGCUGGAACGACUAUCAAAUGCGUUGGGAUCCAAGAAUGUACGGGAAUAUUGAGACAAUCCGAGUUCCACCCGACAAGGUUUGGUUACCCGACAUCGUUUUAUUCAACAAUGCUGAUGGUAACUAUCUGGUGUCAUUCUAUUCGAAUGUGGUUGUAGAACACACUGGUGAAAUGUUGUGGGUACCCCCUGCAGUUUACAAAUCAAGCUGUAUCAUCGACGUAGAGUACUUCCCAUUCGAUGAACAAGUGUGCUCACUUACAUUCGGUUCGUGGACUUUCAAGAAGGAUGAGGUUCAAAUAUCGUACCUCAUGGGGAAGCGGCAGGUUAGUAAGAUUUGUCCCAAAGCGAAAUAUAUGAAAUUAGUAUUUGAAACACCUCUUCUUCUAUUAUUCGUCACAUAUGAUAAAAAAACCCUAUUCUAUACCGUGAUUCUGAUAAUGCCAACGGUUCUGAUGGCAUUUUUGUCAAUGAUGGUCUUCUACCUUCCUUGUGAAGCGUCAGAAAAAAUCACGCUGGCGAUCAGUAUACUGCUCGCUCUCGUCGUCUUCCUUCUUCUUGUUUCUAAGAUCCUUCCACCUACGUCGUCUACGAUUCCUCUCAUGGCAAAGUACCUCUUGCUAACUUUUGUGAUGAACAUGGUCACCAUCAUGGUUACCGUGGUCAUUAUAAAUGUCUAUUUUCGAGGUCCAGCGACUCACACAAUGCCUAAUUGGGUAAAGUGGAUUUUUCUAAAGUUGAUGCUCUUGAUGAUGCGUAGACCUGAGUCGACUGAACGAGAGCUGAAAAGGACUCGCGAGGAAAAACUGGAACGUCAAGCUGCCCGCGGAAUAUUACAUGGCCUCAGUUCUGUCAAGUCAGAUUGUUCAGGUGAAGUCGAGGUGACGGACACGCAUGAUGAUUCUGAUCUGUCAAAGGAGGCUAAUCAGGCUAUUGAAGCUAUUGAAUAUAUCACUAACCAUCUGACUAGGGACAAUGACUAUAAGCGGACUGACAUUUUUCAGCAGUGUGACGAAUGGAAGUAUGUCUCCAUGGUACUUGAUCGUCUCUUACUGUACGUUUUCUUCGCUGCAACUACUGGUGGUACUAUGGGCGUGCUGUUUUCGGCUCCGAAUGUGUUUGAGUACGUGGAUCAAGCCGAAGUGAUCGAGAAUCUCAAAAGAGCAGCUGUUGCACAGCAACACAAUCCUGGUCUUUAG